Messenger RNA from Linum trigynum, 2037 nucleotides. The record is from the annotation of a GenBank genome assembly. NCBI's taxonomy places the organism in Eukaryota, Viridiplantae, Streptophyta, Magnoliopsida, Malpighiales, Linaceae.
AAUUCUCCUAUCCAAAACUCAAGCUAAACGAGGGAAGAAACUAUUUCAUUUAAUCCAACACUAUUGUCUAUUACUAUUAACUAGCGCUGCAGCACUAUUGAAGAAUUAUUUUAGCGAGGACAAGAACCAUUGGCUGCAGAGAUGCAGCUGCCAUGCGGCAUGCGCUUGAACUCUGCUGAUGCGGACUUACUGGGCCCAAUGGGCUGGAGUCCACGAUAAAAGCUCCACAAGAAAGCCCAGAUAGAAGACCGGUCCAGUAUAAUUUCACAGCGUUACGUUAGCUAUCCGCCCAACCAGUAUAUGUAGGAGAUUGGGGAUUAGGGCAAAGCGCAAUCGGAAUCACAAUAGAAAUCGAAGGCUUCGUGCGGAUUACGAUGAACGCAGUUGGGAAAUCCUCGAAGCCGGCGGCCGUUACGAAGAAGACACCGGCGGCUGAGACGGAUAAGAACUGGAAAGGUAAGAACCUUUACCUGAAGUACAAGUACGGUAGUUGGAUUUGGGGGUUUAAGGCUUUCGAGGAUAAGCCAGCGGUUGUCCGUGAACUGGAUGGGCAUGAGGUUUUAGCACCAAAGGUUGUCUGUGAACAAAAUUUCCUCGAUGUCGAUCGCGGUUUCCCAAUUGGGAACGCCUUCUUCAAGUUCAAUGGUAAAGCAUACUUGGUCGGUGGGGAAACUGCAGGGGGCAAACCUUGGGGGAAAGGUAUUUGGGGAUUACCUUAUCAGCUCCUCAAGUCGAGCAAGAAAUCGAGUGACAAAUUCUACGAAUUCAAUCCCGAUACCAACACCCUCCACCAGCUCGAUGAUCUUCCUCUGCCUCUCCCUAUGCCGUCUCCAAUAGUCGCAGAGAUCAAGGGCAAUGUGUACGUCCUUUACGGAGAUCACUGCUGCUUGAGAAGGAACGGGUCCCCUGAAGACCCUAGAAACUGCUUCCAGGUUUUGGCAUUGGAUGAAGAUGGCAACCCCAGUUGGAAGUCACUUCCUGUCCCACCCUUUUACGACGAGGGCACCUGCUCUCACUACUUCAAGAAUGUGGUGGGGGUCGUCGGCCACAAGCAGUAUGUCGGAGUGGGCAGCAAAGUGUAUGCCUUUGAUGUUGACUCUGUGGAAUGGAAACAGGACAUUCUUCCGUUCCCUUCAGAUGCCAAAACAUUGUCGUCAAGGUUGAUGAAGGAGGGCAAUGAGGGUGAGAAACACUGCUGUUUCGUCGUCGUUUAUGCAGAGAUUACUGCGGCCAAUCUAAAUAGGGUUGGUCUAUAUGUUGCAUUGGUGCACUGCGAGGAUGGUAGAUUGUUGCACGAACAGCGUAUCCCUGAAGCAUUGCCCUUUAAUAAGCCUUGUACUCUUGGUGAUUACCAAGUGGUUGAACUGGAGCAGGAUGGUGGUGCUGCUGCUGCUGGUCACUUGUGCAGCAGUAACCCAUUUUGUUUUGUGUAUACCACAGGUGAUGGUGGUCUUGUAGGGCUUUCAGUUUUGAGGAUCUCUUUAGCGGCGGCUCCUCCAGAUGUGGAGGAGGGCACGAUGCAUUCUUUUCGGUGGGGAGCUGAUCUCCAUGUCUUGAAGUUCGAAAUUCCUGAGAAGCGUCUGUAUGAAAAACCAAAAUUGGUGAACGACUUGUACACUGGCAGUUUUGAUGCCGUCUUCCUCGAAGCAGCAGGGUAACCUGUUUUUACAGCCGAACCACUUUUGUUCCCCUUCUUUCGUUUAUAUUGGCGUCGCUUUCCUACCAGUGUGUGAUUUUAGCUGUCCGGCAUCACUCCUUGUUCACAAUGUCAUCACCAAUCUUCCAAUGGCAGCCAAUUGCUACGUGUUUCGGUUCUUUUUCUAGAUUGCAAUGUCAUCACUCCUUAAUUUGCCCGAACAACACUUCUACCUUCUCAACUGCGAGUAGGUGGUUUCGUUCUUCUAGCUACUUCUCUAACACAAAACGACAAGUGCAUCCAAUCACAUUGAAUCCCAAAAUUGGCCGCCAAUUCCCCAACUUUCAAAAUCAACAAGCCAAUUGAGAAAAGAAGCACAAAAAUAUAAGUGUGAGAAAUCA